AUUAUUCCUCUUUCUCCAUCAAGUACUCUCUUGACCCUAUCUCUCUCUCGUCUCUGCAACUGCAACAGUCCCUCCCUCUCUCUCUCUCUUCCUCUCCUCCGAUCAGAUCUCCGGCAGCUCUCGCCGCGGAAACUCCGAUUCGCUCAGCUCGCUCAUCCAUGACGCUCGGCUCGGGAGGAUCGGGGGUCGUCGGUGAGUUCUCAAAACCCUUCCCGACCUAGAUUUCCAGAUCCUCCCUCCCCGGGCAAAUUCUCUCCCCCGAUCCGGACCGAUUCCCAGAUCCCCCACCUCCCCGUUCCCCGUUUCUUCGAGAGGAUUCGUCGUGGGGUUCGCAGCAUCCGAGCCUCGAUCUGUCGAAAUUCGAAACAACGGGUACUCGCUGUCAAAAGGGAUCGGGAUUAUGCGGCGCGUUGACCGCGUGUCCGAGCGUGUCCGCCGCGUGACACGGUGGCCUCCGGAACGUGUCGGUGCAACAUAGGUUUGCCCUACCUCUGAGAUUAAUUCGCGUUCAUGCUUGUGGCUCUGUGAGGUUGUUCCCAUUAUACGACAUAGGGCGUAUUUGAGAAAGAAAAUUACUGACUUGAAGCUUGUCAAAAUGGAUCCUUUUGAAGAUAUAUUUCCUAUACCUGCCGUAAAGAAAGGUACUGCCGCUGGCAAAUUUCAACCCAAGGGAAGACCAGCAUUAAGAAAGCCAACAUCUUCAUCGGGGACUUCAAUCCUCCCUGGUAAAGACAAGGAAGAGGCUGUAUCACCAAGUAUUGCCAUGUCAGACACGACAAAGUCAUCGGGGAACGUCGGUCCAAAAGAUGAUAGGUUGACAGAUCCCAAUGCUUCACCUUUGGUUUCACUUGGUAGCUUUGGGCAAAUGGUGCCUAGGAGAAGUGAAAGUUCACAACUGGCGGUGGACCACGUGGGACUGAUGAGUACUUCAUCUGAACUUGUGGUUCAACAGGAUGUUGGUACCUCAUAUGCUCUUCCUUCUGACGUGGUUGUGCAAAAUCAAAAUAUUGAGGAUUCUUUUGUCUUUGAAGAAUUUAAUGGACAGAUGGAUGCCGGGAUGGAUGAUGACCUCAUUUGCAAUAUACUCCCUCGGCCACUUGCAACCAGUGAUAUUGGUGAUACUAGUCAGGAGGAUAUGACCCUGUUGUCAGAAAAAACAGCCAUUCUUCCUUCAAGGGACAUAAACGGAACAAGAGAUUCAGAUCUUCCAGCUUCUAAUUACCUUGAAUCAAUCGAAGCCAGCAUAAGUGAUGCUGCACAACCUCACAUUCAUUCUAGUUUCUGUGAAAAGGAGACCCAAGACAUGGCAAUGGAUGGGCGAGAUGCUGCCUCUGUUUAUGGGGAUUGUUGUAUUGACAAGGACAGGUCAGAAACAGAGGAAGCAGAGACUUUUCCUGAUGUGCAAACUACAGACGGUUCACAUGAGAGAAUCACUGCAUCGGGCGUCGGAAGGCCCGAGAGAGAAGAUCUAUUGGAGACCGAAUUACAAAGUGGAGUAGGGAAACCUACUUUUUGCAUCACUAAUUCAGAAGUUGAGCCUGGUGAUAUGCCCCGAGAUCUGGUUCUGUGUGAAACCCAUCUUGAUCAAGUCUCAGCUCCUACCUCCAUACCUGAUGAUAUAUUUGAUUACUCACCCAUAAGGCUCGAAGAUAGUACUUUCGAAAAUCCAGCCUUUCAUGAACCAUCACACUCAGAUACACUGUUCUCGGCAAAUACGAUGGAUGUUUCUGAUGUGCCUGGUGAUUUGAGUCACCAUCAUAAAGAAACUUGGGCUGCGUCGGAUAUUCAUUUGAUGCAAGACAAAUCCUGUAUUUCUAAUACCAUGAGUGAAGUUAACAAAUCAUCAAGGCAUUUGAGAAAGUGUCCUACUCCACACCAACUUGUUGACGGGUCUGAUGGGGAGGCUAACUCUGAUGGCAACAACUCAGCUGAAGCUCAUACUCAUAGUCCCUCCAAUGGAGAUGAACUAUAUGAUGGUGAUGAAUAUAGGACACGGAAUUCCUCACAGAAGAGAAGUACUCCAAGAAAGUCAGAAAGACCAUUGGCUAAGAAACAGAAAGAAGAAAAGAAGAAAGAAGCCAAUAAAGCCUCUGAAAAAAGUACUGGAGAACCUCGCAAGAAGUUCUCUCACUCUACUCGGCGUGGCAAAAGAUGCGUGGAUAAGGUUCUGCUUCAAACCCCAGAGGAUGAAAUUGACUAUCGAAAGUUGCGCAUUAAGGAUCUAAUUCUUCUUGCAGAACAUAAGGAGCGUUUAACGGUCAAAAAGGCAAAACCAUCAAAAGCUAAUUCAAAUAAUUACAGUGCUGACAAAUCAACUCAGGGAGAUGCUUCUCAUAAGGAGGGUGAGAGUUUUCCUUCUGAGCAAGGAAAAGACUCCACUAACGAAGCCAGCAGUAGUGCUGAACCAGCUCCUCUUUUGUUCAAUUACCAGUCUUUCAUGGAGAAAACACCUCGCACUAGGUGGUCAAAGCAAGACACUGAACUAUUUUAUGAGGGUAUAAGGCAAUUUGGAACGGAUCUCUCAAUGAUUAAAGAACUCUUCCCCAAAUUGACACGCCAGCAAAUAAAGUUGAAAUUUAAGAAAGAAGAACGUCAAAAUCGGUUAAGGCUUUCUGAAGCUUUGGACAGCCGUGCAAAAGAUCAUUCUCAUUUUGAAUUGGUGAUUGAGCGUCUCCAAGCUGCUGCUCAGGCAGGGAAAGAAUCAAGUAAAGAUGUUUCAGCAAGCAUGACGGCUGAGGAAGAGGAUGGGGAGUCAUCACCUGAAACCAAUGAGGAAGCAGAAAAGCCUGAGAAAGAUGAGGAAGUAGGAGAUGAAGAUGGUAAAGGUGAUGUUGAGGUUCGUGAUAAGUCUGAUGAAAGUGAUGAUGACCUUUUCAAUUGCUUGGGUUCGUACAAAAGUGAAUUCUAAUUAUUUUGGUUGUUUCUAACCAUAAUUGUUGGCAAACUUUGCUCGAUACACGGAGCGGCUCAUUUUUGUCCGUAACUUGUCAUAGUUUCAAAAAUUAUUUUGAUUUGAUAAGAGGGAAUCUUAUAAUUGCCGAUAUUUAGAGUAUGUGAUCUAACCUUGCUAAUGCAGAAUUGAUACUUUGGUGUAGCGAUCUUCUCACGGUCCUGAAGCCAAUGGCUACCUAAUUUCAUCUCUGAUGGUAUUUCGUUUCAUGGUUUUUGGCUAAUGACAGCUUUAUGUAACCGUGUCGAAUUCAAUGAAAGUUUCCUAGUCUCUUGAGUUGUGCC
Messenger RNA from Syzygium oleosum, 3234 nucleotides. RefSeq lists its product as uncharacterized. Bases 596 to 2908 code for a protein of 770 amino acids. The record is from RefSeq and is a predicted model, not a curated record. NCBI's taxonomy places the organism in Eukaryota, Viridiplantae, Streptophyta, Magnoliopsida, Myrtales, Myrtaceae. Gene Ontology annotation, biological process: RNA polymerase III preinitiation complex assembly. Gene Ontology annotation, molecular function: TFIIIC-class transcription factor complex binding. Gene Ontology annotation, cellular component: transcription factor TFIIIB complex. The transcript has 14 exons.